GUCGGAACACACAUCUGCAGUGGUCACGUGCGAGGGCAGCUGCAGAGGUGAAUUUCAUGGCUGACGUGCGGAGGAGAUUGCCUCUGCUGGUACUCGYUGUCGUCGUCUUCCUGAUUGUCGUCUUCCUCUACGUGUGUUUUUYGUGGCGGCCGUGGAAACAACAACGCAAGAGGAGGGCUUCGACGAGACGGGCGGCAGGCGAACGUCUAAUGGCGGGCAUGCAGGCACGACCGGCUGCUGCCGCAGGUCAGGGAGGAGUUCGAUCUUCUGCGGCGGAGCCUCGAAGGCGGUACAACCCGUCCAUGUACACCCAUCUGGAGUCGUGGGACACACCAUUGCCCCCGUCGGACGAGGAGCUGGAGAAGGAAGAACUUUCGACGUUGCCUCUCGCUAGCGGCUCGACUCAGUUGUGGUCGCAGACGGUGCGAGCAGGCGGGUCGGCUUCCGACGGAGGGGGCGAGUUCACGUCAUUGCUCCAUCAAGGCUUGCGGGACGACGACGACGGAGGAGUUGAUCUGAGGUUCGAGUUGUGUUCUGGCGGCGGAAGGGAGGCGAGUCGCACGUUCAUCAUCGACGGAGAUCAUUCGACACGUGGCGUUGAGCAUGGUGGAAGUCUGCAUACGGAGCAGUCCACUCUUCGUCGCGCUGCACUCGUGACUUGCGUGGUCGGGCCAUCGCCAGCGGGACGGCAGCAUGCAUCGACUGCUCCGUCCGUCGAUCGAUUGGGCGGUGCACGUUCACUGAUGCCUGCGUGCACAACACCGGUCGAAUCCGGAGUGAGGGACGAGGGAACGUGCAGAGCGCCGGUACGUCCACGACCCACUGUGGAGAACAUAACACGUGGAGUGUCGAACAUGCGGGCACACAGCGAUGGAGGCGAAGACGACGUUGGCUUCGGUGACGACGCAAACGAAGGGAUGAGGGAAGACGUGGAAGUGGGGGACGACGACGACGAACGGGAGCAAGAUAUGCACCUCGCCCGCUUGUCUCACAAUUACGGGCGGAUGAAGACGAAAGAGUGGAAGUGGGAGGACAUGUCGAAGCGGAUGGCGAAUGCGGGGAGGCCGAAGGACGCUGACGACUGCAUGAAGAAGUGGGAUAAUCUGUUCCAGAACUACAAGAAAAUUCAGAGGUUUCAGAAUGCCAGCAGGCGGCCAAAUUUUUUCAGGCUGGCGAACGAAGAGAGGAAGGAGCACAACUUCAAGUUCUGGAUGGACAAGGCGUUAUACAACGAGAUCCACGCAGGCAUGGUGGGGAACCACACGAUUUUCCCUCCCAACGUUGCCGACACCGGCAGUCCGGAUGGGGUGCAGCUGCCCAGGCGAGGAGAGGGUGGCGGGGAGUCUGUUUGUAGUGAGGCGGUCGGUGAAGGCUGCCCUGACGAGCGUUCUUCUGCGAGGGAGUCCGACAGCAACGCAGGCAGCGGGGCGGGAGGCGGGAAGCGGAAGAACGCGCGUCAGCAGGCAUUCAAGUCCAUCUCUGAUGUCAUGGAACGCCAUGGCGCACUGAUGUCGUCGACGAUCAAAUCGUCUAGCAAGCGGCAAGCGAGCAUCUCCACGAGGCAAUGCGACAUAUUGGAGCAGGAAGUUGCCGUCCAAAAAGCGCACUAUACGGAGUCCGAUGAGACGCAGAGGAUGAUGUGCCAAACACUGUUCGAGAUCGUUGCCGCCAUCCGUGGUUGGUCGGCGAUGUAGGCCAUUACGUGCUGUGUUGAUCAAAGUUGGUUCUUUGCCGUCGUCAUCGAGUUCUUUUUUUUUUUUUCGGUUGUGAAUUGCAUGAUGUCGC
Chara braunii is the source of this 1785-nucleotide messenger RNA. Lineage: Eukaryota; Viridiplantae; Streptophyta; Charophyceae; Charales; Characeae. The record is from the annotation of a GenBank genome assembly.